GGCUCCUUCGGUUGCUAAGGUAAGCCGGUGACCGGAUACACUACACGAGCUGUUGUUAUACACUUUAUCCCAAACGCCACCUGAACUUUGACUCCUAAGUAGACCUACGAAUUAUAUACCAUGACACAGUCAAAAGACAAAAACGAAUAAUGGAUGCUCUUACUUUUAGUUUGUUGUUUUAAAAAUAAUACUGAAUGUUUCCAACCAAAUUGUGCGGUUGCUAACACCGUUGAUACGCAGUAUCCAAUAAGAGUUUCUGAUAGAGCGGUGUCUCGAGUCUACAGCAGGAGUGGCUAGACAGAGACGAGAGAGAAAUAAAUAAAUACUAUCCAAGUUAGACCCGUUUGUUUUGGGGUUUGGUUAAAACAGUCGAUGUAAUGAUUUAGCGUCCUGCAUCAAUUGCUUUGAAGAACUGAUCAAAUGCGAGAGGCAGCAGAGCCGCUGUGAUUUGUCUACCACUAGGAACUGAACUUUGACCAGAAAGGUUUUAUUAUUAUACUACUUUACACCUGGAUUAUUAUUAUUAUUAUUAUUAUUAUUAUUAUUAUUAUUAUUAUUAUUAUUAUUAUUAUUAUUAUUAUUAUAUUUUUAAACAGAACUUUAUUAAAGGAAUAAAAGAAUACCGUAUUAAAGGAAGAUAAGAGAGGAGUGGGGAUUGAAAAUCCCUAAAUUGUUUAGCUCAUUUAAAAUUUUAAAUCUAUUACAUUAAAAUCCACAAACAGGAUGGCAGCAGCCAGCACAACUAAAACAUCCUGGAAACUACAGGAGAUUGUCGCACAUACCAGCAAUGUGUCCUCAUUGGUUUUGGGGAAGACCUCUGGGCGCCUGCUGGCUACAGGUGGUGAGGACUGUCGAGUAAACAUCUGGGCCGUCAAUAAACCAAACUGCAUCAUGAGCCUGACCGGCCACAAUAACCCAGUAGAGUGCAUCCAGUUCAGUAGCACAGAGGAGCAGGUUGUGGCUGGCUCACAGUCGGGAUCAUUACGAGUCUGGGACCUAGAAGCAGCUAAAAUUCUCCGGACCUUAACGGGACACAAAGCCAACAUCUGCAGCCUGGAUUUCCAUCCCUACGGGGAGUAUGUGGCCUCUGGCUCCAUGGACACAAAUAUCAAGUUAUGGGAUAUCAGAAGAAAAGGAUGUGUGUUUAGGUAUAAGGGCCACACACAGGCUGUGCGGUGUCUCUGCUUUAGUCCGGAUGGGAAGUGGCUGGCCUCAGCAAGUGACGACAGCACAAUAAAGCUGUGGAACUUGACGGCUGGGAAGAUGAUUACUGAAUUUACAGCACACACAGCCGCUGUGAACGUUGUGGCGUUUCAUCCAAACGAGUAUCUCCUGGCGUCGGGGAGCUCAGACAGGACAAUAAAACUUUGGGAUCUGGAGAAGUUUCAGAUGAUCGGCUCCUCGGAAGGGGAGACAAGCCCAGUUAGCAUUGCAUUCAACCCGGAUGGGUGCUGCCUCUACAGUGGCUCCCAGGAUUCGUUGAGAGUGUAUGGCUGGGAGCCAGACCGCUGUUUCGAUGUGGUGCCAGUGACCUGGGGCAAGGUGGCCGACCUUGCCAUCUGUAACAACCAGCUGAUUGGAGUCUCAUCAAGCUUGACUAAUGUCUCCUCCUAUGUGGUGGACCUAAAUCGGGUGAAGAAAUCUGGUUCAGUUAUUCAGGGCUUUAUCCAGGAUGACAAGCCGCUUGCUGCACCACCAGUGAAGGGAACCAGCAUCCGUCGCAACUAUGAGCGCCCGCUUACCACCUGCAACACACACCAGAGGGUGAAGCAGAACUCGGAGAGUGAUCGUCAGAGCCCCGAAGGCGAGAGACGCAGCCCCAGUAGUGAGGAGGACCGGGAUGACAAGGAGUCCACUGCAGAGAUCCGCAACCCAGAAGACUACAAAGAGAUCUUCCAGCCCAGCAGUGCUAUCUCUCGAACCCCCCCGAAGAGAAGUGAGCCUUUCCCUGCCCCUCCGGAGGAUGACAUUUUCCCAGUGAAGCCCAGCGCUGCUUUGGAAAUGAUGACCCCAUUACCAGAAAGACUCAAGCCUGAGCAGUUAAAGAUGGCUCCCAUGGCCUCAUCUACUCCAGUGAAUAGGGUGGAACCUACUAUUGUCCCACCUACCAACCGGCCGUUGCCAGGGGCUAACCCCGCCCCCAGCAAAGCAAAACCACCUGUAAUUCUUGCCUCCCGGAAUGAGCCAAUUGGAUUGAAGGCAUCUGACUUUCUCCCGCCAGCAAAGAAUAACAAUCAGCCUGCCCUGAAUGACGACGAUGCCCUGUCCCAGAUUAGGAAGGGCCACGACACCAUGUGUGUGGUGCUCACCAGCCGGCAGAAAAACCUUGACACCGUGAGAGCAGUCUGGAGCAGUGGGGACAUCAAGACCUCUCUGGAUUCAGCAGUGACCAUCAAUGAUCUGUCGAUUAUAGUGGACAUUCUGAAUAUCCUCAACCUCAAACCAUCUUUGUGGAAGUUGGAUCUGUGCACCUCCAUCCUUCCCCAAAUUGAAAAACUGCUGCAGAGCAAGUAUGAAAGCUAUGUUCAGACGGGCUGCACCUCCUUAAAACUCAUCCUCCAGCGCUUUCUGCCUUUGAUAGCAGAUAAUCUCACAGCACUCCCUUCAGUUGGAGUCGAUAUCACACGAGAGGAAAGACAUCAGAAAUGCAAAGCAUGUUACAAGCAGCUGAGGAACCUGAGAAAUGUUGUGAAGAGCAAGGCUGGUCUGGUGGGACGACAUGGCAGUGCCUUCAGAGAGCUCCAGCUACUAAUGGCUACACUGGACUGACCACAUCUUGUUUUGGGACUGUGAGGUUCCUCCUCCUUCAUAUGGUGGCCUGUGACUUUUUUCAAUGGCACGGAUUGCUCAACAUGGGUUUAAGAAACCAGUACAGGGUCUUUAAGUGAUGACACCACCGUUACUCUUUUGGCAAUUCUGUUUCAUUUUUUGGUUUUGAAAGGGAUGCCAUCGUUUUAUAUCCCAAGACAACACCCCUACUUACACUCAUCUGAGUGAUUUUUGAGAAAACAGUCUGCUUCUGCGCAACCCUAGCCCCAGAUUUUCCGGUGGAAAUUGGGAGGCACACUACAAAAUAUAUAUUAUAAAUGAUGUUCUCUGCUUCUGACAAAGCAGCUUCUUCAGUUGGAUUAAAAUUGUUGUAAAGAGCAAAAAACAAUAAAAAUAUUUUUGCAAAGUAUAA
Messenger RNA from Acipenser ruthenus (sterlet), 3181 nucleotides. RefSeq names its product katanin p80 WD40 repeat-containing subunit B1-like. The record is from RefSeq and is a predicted model, not a curated record. The transcript is spliced from 20 exons. Lineage: Eukaryota; Metazoa; Chordata; Actinopteri; Acipenseriformes; Acipenseridae. Gene Ontology annotation, molecular function: microtubule binding. Bases 724 to 2769 code for a protein of 681 amino acids. Gene Ontology annotation, cellular component: katanin complex. Gene Ontology annotation, biological process: microtubule depolymerization; microtubule severing.